UCCUUAGCAGGGAACUUCUUACUUUUAACUUUGAAGAUGGAUAUUCCUGCUAGCACAUUAUCACCAUCACCACCGCCUUACACACAGUCAGCUGCCAUACAACCAGCAGUUUCCAAAGGUGGUCCCGUGGUUUCACAACAGAACACAGGAAACAUCUCUGUAAAUGUCAGCUGUGCUCCGAGUCAACAAGAACCUAAGCUCAAAUCUGAAAGCAUCUCCCAGCCUCAAUAUGUGCCACAGGUUCAAACCUUCCCUCAACCUCAAAUGAACCAGGUUCCAUUCCAACAGCCUCAGUUCCAACAGGUUCAAGUCCAACAGCCUCAGUUCCAACAGGUUCAAUUCCAACAGCCUCAAUACGUUGUCAAUCAGCAACCUGUCAUAUGCAGUGGGAAUCUGGGUCCAGAACCUUGCUUAACAACCUGCACCAAUUGUAGGGAGAGAAUCACAACUAAUGUGAUCUAUAAGCCUGGGGCUCUUACAUGGGUGGUAUGUUUGACGCUCAUCCUAUUUGGCUUUGUGUUUGGAUGCUGCCUGAUCCCGUUCUGUAUGGACAUCUGCCAGGAUGCUUAUCACAGCUGCCCAAAAUGCCACACCAGCCUGCAUGUUCACAAACGGCUUUAAACUGCCUGUCCUGCUGGAUACUCCACACAUUUACAGUGUGUAUAUGAUCACUACACUGGUGCUGGUCUAAUGAAACUCACUGUUCCACAAUUAUAAUGUAUUAAGUAACCAUAAUUAAUCCAGUGUUCCACAAUUAAAAUGCAUUUACUAAUCAUUAUUAAUCCAGUACAAUGUGCAAUUGAAAAUAAUAUAUGUAUUGAAAAAUUCCAUUCAAAUAACAAUUGUGACCAAUAAAUGAACUUUGAAUUUU
This is a messenger RNA of Brienomyrus brachyistius, 871 nucleotides long. Its product is annotated as lipopolysaccharide-induced tumor necrosis factor-alpha factor homolog. Gene Ontology annotation, molecular function: zinc ion binding. NCBI's taxonomy places the organism in Eukaryota, Metazoa, Chordata, Actinopteri, Osteoglossiformes, Mormyridae. The record is from RefSeq and is a predicted model, not a curated record. The coding region runs from base 37 to 621 and encodes 194 amino acids. The transcript is spliced from 5 exons.